Messenger RNA from Oreochromis aureus, 6043 nucleotides. RefSeq names its product casein kinase 1, gamma 1 (gene csnk1g1). Gene Ontology annotation, molecular function: protein serine/threonine kinase activity; ATP binding. Gene Ontology annotation, biological process: endocytosis; positive regulation of canonical Wnt signaling pathway; signal transduction. Lineage: Eukaryota; Metazoa; Chordata; Actinopteri; Cichliformes; Cichlidae. The record is from RefSeq and is a predicted model, not a curated record. The coding region runs from base 397 to 1779 and encodes 460 amino acids. Gene Ontology annotation, cellular component: cytoplasm; nucleus; plasma membrane. The transcript has 13 exons.
CGAAGGCAGACGAAGAAUGGAGAGAGCCGCUCGGCUGUUCUAGCUUGAGACAACAGCAACAACGGGCAGCACAGAAAAUCUCCCCAUCACAGUCGGCGUUUUUGUCUGCGUUUUUCGUCGCGAAAAACAACAAGCUGUGUCCCGACUGUCUGGAUUUCCCACAGUGAAGGUCUUUCACCUUCUCCUUCCUGUGACAAAUGUCGAGGCCUAACAUCUCUUAGAGGUGAGGGUGAGGCCAGGUCGGAGUGUCGGUCAGCUGCAUCAAGUUUUGUCCCAUGAGAGUGACUGUACCAUCCAGGCACCUCCAGUGACCAGGGCUGUGGCUGUGGUGGGCCCGGCCCAGGAGGCCUUUUUGUACAUCACUCCAGGCUCCCGCUGACCUGUGCUGCUCUCACCAUGGAUCAGCAAAGAGACAAGUAUGGCGACCGACAAAGGAGCGCUAAAGUGUCCCAGGGAGGCCGCAGCGGACACCCGUCGCGGCCAUCUGGCUCCUCCAGCUCCUCUGGGGUUCUCAUGGUGGGGCCAAAUUUUCGUGUGGGCAAGAAGAUCGGUUGUGGAAACUUUGGCGAAUUGAAGCUUGGAAAAAAUCUCUACACAAAUGAGUAUGUAGCUAUUAAACUGGAACCAGUGAAGUCGAGGGCACCACAGCUGCAUUUAGAGUACCGGUUCUACAAAACACUGGGAACUGCAGCAGAAGGUGUGCCUCAGGUGUUUUACUUUGGGCCCUGUGGGAAGUACAAUGCCAUGGUACUGGAGCUGCUCGGCCCAAGUCUCGAAGACCUCUUUGACCUGUGCGACCGGACCUUUUCACUGAAGACCGUGUUAAUGAUAGCAAUUCAGCUGAUUUCACGAAUGGAGUAUGUGCACUCUAAAAAUCUUAUCUAUAGAGAUGUAAAGCCCGAAAACUUUCUCAUUGGACGGCAAGGAAAUAAAAAGGAACACAUCAUUCACAUCAUUGACUUUGGCCUGGCCAAAGAGUACAUCGACCCCGAGACCAAAAAACACAUUCCCUACCGGGAGCACAAGAGCUUGACUGGUACUGCGCGAUAUAUGUCCAUCAAUACACACUUAGGCAAAGAGCAAAGUCGGCGAGAUGACCUGGAGGCUCUGGGCCACAUGUUCAUGUAUUUUCUUCGUGGGAGUCUACCUUGGCAAGGGCUAAAGGCUGACACACUGAAAGAACGAUACCAGAAGAUUGGAGACACAAAACGAAACACUCCCAUCGAGGUCCUCUGUGAGAACUUUCCAGAGGAGAUGGCCACCUACUUGCGAUAUGUGAGGCGGUUGGACUUCUUUGAAAAGCCAGACUAUGAAUAUUUGAGGACUUUGUUCACGGAACUGUUUGAGAGAAAAGGAUACACCUUUGACUACACCUACGACUGGGUUGGCAGGCAGAUUCCCACACCGGUGGGGUCUGUCCAUAUAGACUCUGGAGCAUCUGCAGUCACGAGAGAGAGCCAUCCUCACAGAGACCGACCCUCACAGCACCCACCAAUCAGAAACCAGACAGCAGCCUCAGAUCGACGAGGAGCAUGGGAGGUGCAGCCCGCACGCCAAGCAAACUCCUCCUAUCUGACCUCCCACCUGACAGCGGACAGGCACGGGGGCUCAGUGCAGGUGGUAAGCUCAACCAACGGGGAACUGAAUGCAGACGAUCCGCUGGCUGUUCAUUCCAACGCCCCAAUUACAGCUCCGCCAGAGGAGCAUCCGCCCGACGAGGCCAAGUGUUGCUGUUUCUUCAAGCGGAAACGGAAGAAGAACACGCCACGGCACAAAUGAUCACACAGCACCAGCCUGAAACGUUCCAACUGUUCGGCUCAGUCGAUUGUGAUUUUAUUAGAAAUCAGUAAGGUCCCGUUCAGAAUAGAAGAGGGAGUCAUCUGAGAGAUCUUGAUUGAAUUGUUCUCCGUUUUUUGGACAAGUUUAAAAACGGUUUGCUGAGAUGUACAAGAUGCUUGUGUCUUCUCGUGGGAUUUUUUUUUUUUCGUCCUUCUUCUUCGCCCUCCACCCCUCUGUCAAGCUGUGCCGGGUUGUGUUGCAGGUCAGUCGGCCAAAUGGGAAAAACCUUUCUGAUGGAAUUUUGCAGAGGAUAAUCUUUUUCUUUUUUUUUUUUUUUCCUUCCUCCGCCAAGACUCCCAACAUCAGUAUUUUUUUUUUCUCUUUUUUCUCCUGAAGAGGAAGAGAUGGCACCUCCUGUGGAAACUUGGUUCAUUACGAGUCCUGCUUGACUCAUAAAAUCAUUAACUUCAGUUCCCUUCUAAUCUCCUAAAUGCAUCCCGCCCUCAGUUUGCAAACUCAUUAUGACACAAAGCCCUUUAUGAUGAUUCCUGAUGUAGGAACUGAAUGUAACACAAGAAGAGCCAAGAGUGUAACCGCCUAUCGUCACAUACAGGCACAAAGAGCAUCAGUCUGCCAUUUGGCCUCUGCACGUUUUUUUUGUUAUUGUUGUUGUUGUUUUCUUUUCCCCCCGUCCUCCAAAGAGGUCAACCCUGGGACUGGGACCGGGGCCUGAGACAUCAGAAAACAGAGACACCUCGUGUACAGUGUUCUCUGAGGAUGAUUUCUGCUCAUGCUGCUUGGUUAAAGCGCUCCCCUUAACCUCGCUGCUGUCAAAACACACUACAGUCUCUUUGGACUCUCCUGCAGUUUUUGCUCCUAGCCUUCGCUGAGCAGCAACAUGACACUUGUAGAUGCAGGGGAGUGAGAAAACAAAUGCUAUUUAUGCUAUUUAUCUCGGUUUCCACCAGUUUUUCCUACUAAUUCUUACACAUACGCACUGAAUGUAUGGACAGUAAAAUAAAUGACUUUAAAGCAUUUAUAUAAUCUGUCACGUGCACGGGAAAGAAAUUGCAGUUGGGGAGUUGAGACCAAUGUUUAAAAAAAAAAAAAAAGGAAAAAAAAGGUGACCAACUAGGUGGGAGGGUCUGAAAUGUUGAUCUUGUAGACAUUGGGGGAUGCUUUGGAAUAACAUGAGGAAAAAGUGAUGUGAGGCGCUUUUGGGGAAUCACAGCCUCUGAAACGCUUCUGUCCAAUGCCUUAACCCCCCGACCAACCUACUGACCGACCAACCGACCGCAGUCACAUCACCAGUUGGAUGACACGUUGGCGGCAUAGUUGAUGUGAGAUUUCAGUGUCUUUUUUUUUCUUUUCUUUUUCCCGUCCCCUCCCCUUUUGGGUAUCCUGUGUAAUAAAGAGUUGCAGACUGUUCCCAGCUAGUGUGAGAGCAGUUAAUGACUUCCCCUUUGUUGACACACUGAAGAUGUAUUCCCAAGAAAGUGAUGCCAAAUGGAACGUUUUGGUGUAAUGAUGUGUAACGGUGUUACAGAUGUCCCCCAGAUGUCCCCCGCCCCCCAGUUACCCUUGUGCGUACCAGUGUGAAGACCCCACGUGCUGCAAAGUGGUGUGUGACAUUUGGACGACUGCUGAACCCCCUUCUCCUUGUCAGCACGGGGAGAGGAGAAAAAAGAGAGGGCGGAGAAGUGAACCUGUCUGUACCAUUCUCAAUCUUUAUUUAGUGUCACAGAGGACUGCCUUGAAACAAAAUCCUCAGUACGUCACCUUGCCUAUCCUCCUAACAGAAUGAAUUACCAUAUGUGUGUUCUUUUUCUUUUAAAUUUUACAUCUUAUGCUAAUGUGAAUUUGUUGAAUGCAAUUUUUUUUCUUUUUUUUUCAUUCCAAAUAGCCAUGUUUUUAUGGGGAAAGAGAGGUUAAACAAACAAACAAACAAAAAACAAGCUUGAGACCAUGACUGCACUACAUUUGUUGACCCCGGCUUUCCCUGACGAGACCUUGCCUUCUUAAUACUGUACUUUAAAUGUGCUUAUUACUUUAAUUGUAGCUGCCUCGUGUGCUAGGCCUUCCCUAUAGGGUGCAGGGAAUACACACACACACACACACACACACACACACACACACACACACACACACACACACACACACACACACACACACACACACACACACACACACUCUCUCUCUCUUCUGUUUUUUGCCCCACCCACUUUUUUGUUUGUGUGUGUGUGCCAUGACAGCUUCCAUUCACUCCAUUUCCCUCUGUCCACACACACACACACACUCAUUCAUCCAAGACCAAGAUGAGUGGAGUUUCAGGUUUGUCUCCAUCAUCUUUAGAAAUAUGAUGUUGUAGAUGUUGCAGAUUUUUCUCAAUGAAUCAGUAUGUAAACCUGCUUGUUAUAUGUAUUUACACUGUAUAGCUUCCAGUUUAUUUUAUUUUUUUUAACCCCUGACACGUUGGUUACUCUGGGGUCUAAGUUAUUGUGUUAUUGAAAGUACUUGAAUUUGAAAAUCUACGGGACCUUUUCUUCUUUUCUUUUUUUACCCCUUUUCUUUUCUCGGGCGUUACCAUAGUAAUUCCACACAUAGGAUUUGAGGGGAACGGUGGGAAAACCAGGCUAUCCGAAUGACAGGUAUUCAUGUCUCUGAUAUGUCUUAAUGCCUCUUAAAGUUUAUUUUUUUCCCAGACAAACACGUGAUGUCAGCUGCCUGCGAUUGCCCCUGCUUUCAUCAGCAGCGGCUCGGCCAUUUCAUUCCAGCUGCCUGAGGAAAAAACUCAAAGUAUUCUGAUAUGGAUAUCCAGACUGUAGCCUUCAGUCUUUCCCCCCCAUGGAUUUCCCUGAGUGCCAUUUCCUGAGACUACUACUAGCCCAUGCCUUUUACCUGUGCCAGGAAAAUAUGAAGUUGAAUGUUUUAUUAUUUUAGUUUUUUCUGUCUUUGGAUCAUUGCAUUCCACCUUGUGUCCUUGAAGGGGUCCGCUGUCAUUUUUGGGAAGAAUCCUCCAGCAAACGUGGCUCAGCGCAGCAAAGCGUUGCAGUGAAAGUGUUUCACGAGUCAUUCCCAUUAGUUUCUUUCAUUCACGAUGUCACUGGAGAGAAACCGGACACCAGGUUUAUUAUUCCCGAGUCGGAUGUUGUGACUGAUCAUCUUUGCGACAUUUUCUUCUUCCGUUAAAGCUUGCGGGUUGUCCAGCUCUUCAGCUCCCGGCUGAAAUGCUCGAUAUGUUACUCUGAUGUAUCCGCUUUUCUUGCUGUUGGCCUCAUGCAGAGUGGUAUAGGAGUGCUCUGUGUGAUUUGUAUCUGCAUGGCUUACCUGGAGACGAUCUCUCUCUCUCUCUCUGUCUCCAGCAAAUUUCCUCACCUGUAGGGCUCGUAUACUGUUGGGUCAGUGAGUCAGUUUUGGCUUCCAGGCCUCAUGUAAAAUACAUCAAACAUUUUCAUGUCUUCGUUCCUUUUCAGCGGCCAUUAUUUCUUACACAGUUCACUUCAGUCAGACUUUGGAUGUGUGUAACUUAGUCAAAGCAGAGGACGGUGUGAAGUGUGAAUGAACGGCUUCGGUCUCUUUGGGUUCUCUGGCACUUUUUCCUCGUUGCUGUACUGUAGACUUACUGUGUGUUGGAUUUACUGUAUUUUUUUUUUUUAUUUGAGGGAGAGGCCUUGGGUGACAUUUGCUACAAUAUUGUGAUGAUUAUUUGAACUGUAAAUUGUACAGAGUUCACAAUUGUAGUCUGUUUUCUGUUGGGAAUCCAUAUAAAAUCGCAUUCUCUGAUCAUUUUUUCCUUUUUUUUUUUUUUUUCCCUGACUGUGGAAAAUCAAAUUGUACAGCUCCAGAGUUUAUCCUCCUCCCUCGGCAGUUUUUUUUUUGUUGUUGUUGUUUUUUUUUUUUUUUUUUUUCUAGAGCCUAUGAUUAGGAGGAAUCUUAAAACUGUAAAUAGAUAUUAUUGUGCUGAAAUAUGAAUGUCACUUCAAAAAUGUAUUUGAAUGAGUUAGUCAAGGGCUUCAAGAAUGAAGGACCCACAUUUCUUUUUAUGGUUUCAUAUUUUUGAUUUGCAGAAAGGUAAAGGUCCUUUUUAUCUGAGAUGCCUAUGUUUUAUUUUGUUUUGUUUUUUUGUUUUUCUCCUUGGAUUCAUAUAAUACAAUGUGUCACACAUGAACCUUAUAAAAAUCACUUUUUAUUCCCUCCACACCUAAAGGGAAAACUCCAAUUUGCACCCUUUUUUAUGUAAAAUAAAAGAUCUCUCCACCUUGUG